AGCACAGAGUGAACCGGAUAUUAUCGGAAUGUCAAAGAUGGGACUCCUCAUGUAACGGUGGAUUUUUCUUGAAUAGUAUUUUAUCAGUAGUUUGCUUGUUUUUGGCGUCUUACCGGAUGGUAACACAUUGAUUGGACUUUUUUAUUUGUGAGGAGAGCACUGCUCGGGAGGACAUGGAUCUGAGCCAAGUUAGUCGCAGUGUGCGGCUGCUCUUAGGUCAAAUUCAACGCUGUCGGCCAGCCCUGCUUUCAAACCAGACGGCUCGAUGUCUGAGUCAAGCAGCUUCUCAGCCAGAGCCCUCCGCGGAUGAAAAUGAAGCCGUGAACCCGACCUUUGUAAACAGAAAUCCCCGCAAUCUGGAGCAGAUGGCUCUGGCUGUGAAGGAUCGGGGCUGGAAGACAACCUGGCCACACCGGCAGUUCUACCACAGGUUGAUGUUCUCCCGUAGCCAACACCAUGUGACAGCCCAAGUGUUUUCCAGCUGCUCUCCUAUUCCGGUGCUUUCUUGUUCGACCAAAGAGUGGGCUGUGAAGAAGGAGCUGGCUUCUACAAACUGCGUGGCAGCCUGUCAGGCUGUGGGCGAGGUGCUGGCACAUCGCUGCCAGCAGGCUGGCAUCACCAGGAUGGUGUAUAGGGUGAUUCCCUGGACAUACCGCUCAGAUUCUGUUCAGUCUUUCAGAGCUGCAAUGAAAGCAGGAGGAAUAAUUCUAAGUGAACCCAGAAGGAAAUACAUUGGGACCUGACUUUAAUUCAUCAGUCAAAUCAGCUGUUUUGUAUAAAUCUGCUCUUUAUCCCCAUUACCCCUCUCUUUUGUUAACUAUUACUGUGCUGAUAUUAAGAUUACAACUGCUACAGUAAAAAAUAGGAAUCAAAAGAAGGCUUGUCCCUGUGCCAUGUCUCUUUUAUAUUAAAUCAUUCUCCUCUGGUUUAUUAUUUAAUCAAAAAAUAAAGGUUCUUGGUUUGAA
This is a messenger RNA of Neolamprologus brichardi, 965 nucleotides long. It is a transcript of the gene mrpl18, whose product is annotated as mitochondrial ribosomal protein L18. NCBI's taxonomy places the organism in Eukaryota, Metazoa, Chordata, Actinopteri, Cichliformes, Cichlidae. Gene Ontology annotation, biological process: translation. Gene Ontology annotation, molecular function: structural constituent of ribosome; 5S rRNA binding. Gene Ontology annotation, cellular component: mitochondrion; ribosome. The record is from RefSeq and is a predicted model, not a curated record.